Stylonychia lemnae is the source of this 2856-nucleotide messenger RNA. NCBI's taxonomy places the organism in Eukaryota, Ciliophora, Spirotrichea, Sporadotrichida, Oxytrichidae. The record is from the annotation of a GenBank genome assembly.
AUGUUAGAGAACCUGACUGAAACUGACCAGGUCGAAGAUUUCAAAAUACUAGCGGCAUACGUCAAUGGUGAAUCCAAGUUCCCACAGACAAGAAUAAUCAUGGGUGCAUAGGACUGGUUCCGUGCUAGAAAUUACAAGGUGGUAGAGCCUUACCAGAAAAAAGACUACUCUUCCACCCAGAGGCAUAUAGUUUGUGAGUUCUUCAACCACAACAACAUAUUCAAAAUGAAGGUGGGUGACCUUGUUGAUACCUUCCUAUCUACGAGGUAGAAGAAGUAAGGGUUACAGACCUCUAUAACCACCAUCAAAGUGAGAGAUGAAAGCAUUAAGAGUGGUAUCGGCUCUAUCUUUUUUGGAGAUGUUGUGUAAUACAUCUCGGAAACCACCCAUGGUAUAAACUAUUCUGCUGGUUACAUGGUAGUACAGCAGUACUAAGGCUUGAAUCCACAUGGAUUCUAUAAGAAACUCGGGUUUGUUGCUGCUCCUAAGGUGCUUGAGUCAUGGAUAAUAGAUGAUUCUGACCUCACUUUUUGUUCUCUCGAGCAAUUUUAUUCGUCCAGAGCAUAAAAAUUUGAUGAGGAAAGAUAAGACGUCAAGAGCGAUGACUCUGAAUAGAUAUUCAUCCCUGACUAUAAAUCUAUUUGUGAGGUAGGGUCUGCCAAGUCAACUUCUCGGCGUGACAAGCAUUGCCACUAUGGAAAAUGUGAUGGCAAACUCUAAAGAGGGAUACACUGGGCCCGCCACUUGACAAAGGUCCGCCAAGUAGAAGGCAAACUUGGUGAUAGUUUGUACUCUCUCUGCUCUGGUACCGAUAAAUGUGGUUCCUGUAUCAAAUUAAAAUCUACUGUAGUAUCCAAGGCGAAAGAUCCUUCACCCAACAAGAUGGAUGUACAUCAAGUGUAGCGUUUGAAGCCAAUGGUAAUAUGCACACCAUGCAUAAACAAAAAAGAAGGAAAGGGGAGUCAAGGCAACUCAUAUUUCAAAAGUUCGGAGAUCAGUGAAACUAUCAAGCCAUAGGUACUUGAAGUAUAGGAAGAUGAUGUUAAUGCCUAUAGAGAGGAUUAAGAGGUGAUAAAAAAGUACGAAACUCUCUUGAGGAGACCUAGCCUUGAUGCUUUUUCUGUCUCUCCUAUUUCCUUCAAUAACACCACUGCUGACACUACUGAUAUGCGUAUGUAGAUUGAUACUACUAGAAAGUAAGGACAACUUACUUUCUAUAACACUCUUAAGAUGAUUGGAAGAUCUAAAGAAAAGGUAGUGCUCCUUGCUGAUAGUGUAUUAGAUGUAUGCCAUCUGUUUGUAUGCGAGUACGCAGAGUAGUAUAUUCAAAAUAACAAAUGUAAACAACUCAUUGACUGUAUCAAUCUACUACUUGACCAUGUAGAUACAUUGACUCACUAAUCAAUGAUUGGACUAGUUACUGCUGCAUUCAUCAUUGGAUAAUCCUGCUGGUAAAGUGUCGUGAGUACACUCAAUAUAAAAACCCCUGAGAAUAGAGAAUCUCUUAUGUAAAAGUUCUCUUUGUAUGUGACCAUUGACUAUGAUAUGCAAGCUGCUAAGUGGUUUAAGUAAUACUGGAAGUACAGCACAGAUCAACAUAUAGACUAAUGCAGGUACUUCAAAAUAUCUGACACAAAGAAUAAAGAACUUAUAAAGAAGCAGUAAGUACAUCUCGAAUAGAGUUUCAUUGCUUAAUGGCUGGAGAUAUUAGAAGCAGAAAAGACUACUGUUAACAUUGCUGAUGUCAUUUCUAUACAGCACUUCCUGAAUGAGCUAUAACAAAAGUACCGUAUUCUUACCUACUUACAGGAUGAUAUCACAUAGAUUGACGAUGAUAGGUUCACUAUGAUACUAGACAGUAUCGAUAUCAAGCCUAACAGUAAGUAGUUCGCUCUUGCUUAAUACUGUGUUGCUAAACUUUACAGUUCUAGACGGUAACUAUGGGUUAUUCAUUCCGGCUAAGGUAAGUCAAGGAUCUCUGCGAGUAAUGCUAUGAUUACUUUGUUGUGCGGAUCAGUCACUAGGAUCCAUAUGGUGUUCCCUAAUGAGGAACUCAAGGAGAGAGACAGAGCAGACUUUUAGAAUCUCUUCCUGUUUUAGACAGAGGGUGAAGACAUGAUAUCAUAUCAUGUUGGUAUAGACUUUAUACAAAUCGAUAACUCCCUCAUCAUAGUGGAUGAAGCUAACUACUUCAUGUUUGAAGAUCCACCCAAGUUCAAGCUGUUUUUACAGAACUCUCCCUAUAUAUGUUUCACUGCUACUCCUGCCAACAGUAUUGUGGAAAAGAAUGUUGCCGCUGAAUUGAAAUUCGAGCAAUACUCUUAUUCUCUAAAUGAUGAUACAAUCAUUGAUAAGUCGGGUGCACUCAUGGUUGAUGUAAACUACAAAGCAUCAGCAUUAGAAGAGAAAGCAAAUAACAUCAAGGAGCUCGCCAAGUCAACACCAGUGCUAGUCUACUGCAAUGAAGAACUCACUAAAGCGAUUGUCACUGCUGGUAUUCCUCCUGUUAUGAUUGAAGCAGGAGUUGAUUAGGAGCGCCUUCGCCAACUAGGCAAGUUGAAUGCUGACACUCAGAAUUAUACUAUCGUUGUAUCAGAGUAGAUGUUUGGCGUGCCUGGCUUCGAUAACAGAUCAGAGUCUAUCUCUAUGACUCUCAUAAUCGCAAAGAGCUUCUGGAACAGAAGAGAUGCUGUUCAGAUAUUCACAGAGUGGGAAGCUUCGGAGACAAUUGCAGCAGGGUUCAUGAACGCCAUGAAGAUAGAUUAUGUAGUUCUCAAGCCUGUAGUGGUUAAGAAAGCAACCACUAAAUAUAAGGGAAAGAGUGCCAAGAGACAGAAUCAGCUUCUAAAGGAAUGA